This is a messenger RNA of Coffea eugenioides, 729 nucleotides long. RefSeq lists its product as uncharacterized. The transcript has 3 exons. The record is from RefSeq and is a predicted model, not a curated record. NCBI's taxonomy places the organism in Eukaryota, Viridiplantae, Streptophyta, Magnoliopsida, Gentianales, Rubiaceae. Bases 1 to 729 code for a protein of 242 amino acids.
AUGGAUUUAAUGCAGAGAGUCUUUAAGAAGUAUCUGGAUCAGUUCGUAGUGGUUUUCAUUGAUGAUAUUUUGAUAUACUCUAAGACUCGAGAGGAACAUGUUAAGCACUUGGAGAUAGUUUUGCAGAUAUUAAGAGAGUAUAAGCUAUAUGCCAAAUUCAGUAAGUGCGAGUUUUGGCUGGAAGAGCUAUCUUUUCUAGGGCAUAAAGUUUCUAAAGAGGGAAUUGCCGUGGAUCCGGCAAAAGUUGAGGCCAUAAUGAUGUGGAAACAGCCAGAAACUCCAACAGAAGUUAGAAGUUUCUUGGGUUUAGUAGGUUACUAUAGGAAGUUUAUCAAGGAUUUUUCGAAGAUUGCUGGACCUAUGACCGAACUAACCAAGAAAGGUAACAAGUUUAUCUGGGCUCCAAAGUGCGAGUCCAGCUUUCAGGAGUUAAAGAAGCGAUUAACAUCCGCUCCUGUUUUGGUAUUACCUGAUGGAGGAGAAGGUUAUGUCGUAUACUCUGAUGCUUCUAGAGAAGGUCUAGGAUGUGUUUUGAUGCAAAAAGGAAAGGCCAAUGUGGUAGCCGACGCUCUAAGUAGAAAAGCCCAAGUAGCGGGGUUAAUGGUUAAAGAAUGGGACAUGCUAGAAGAGCUGGGUAAAUUGGAGACCUCCGCUACCGUCGCUGCUCGAGUCAUCCACGGAAGAGGAGCAGAUGAAGAAGCCGUAGAUGAGAGGCUCUGGAAGCGCUGA